Cadophora gregata is the source of this 783-nucleotide messenger RNA. RefSeq lists its product as uncharacterized. The record is from RefSeq and is a predicted model, not a curated record. Gene Ontology annotation, molecular function: oxidoreductase activity. The transcript has a single exon. NCBI's taxonomy places the organism in Eukaryota, Fungi, Ascomycota, Leotiomycetes, Helotiales, Ploettnerulaceae. The coding region runs from base 1 to 783 and encodes 260 amino acids.
AUGUCACAAAACAACGCAUCGCUGGCUGGGAAAGUUGCUGUCGUUUCCGGGUCGUCUCAAGGAAUUGGGGCUGCAACUGUUCGAGAGUUGUCAAAACGCGGAGCAACUGUUGUGAUCAAUUACCCAUUUCCCAGCGAGAAGGGAAAUGCGGAGAGCGUGAAGGAGAGUCUGGGUGCGGGAGCGCAGGCACUCACCGUGGAAGCAGACAUAUCAACGCUUCAAGGACCACAGAAGCUUGUAGAUGAAGCAGCAGCCGCCUUUGGAAAGAUUGAUAUUCUGGUCAACAAUGCUGCCUUUAUCCCUCAUAUCGCCUUUGACGAACCUGGUGACAACUUUGACCAGAUUUGGGAUACGGUAAUCAAUUUGAACUUGCGAGGCACAUACCUGCUCACGCGAGCAGUUUUGAAGUACCUUGCACCACAAAACUCCAGAAUCAUCAACAUCGUAAGCAGUGCUGUUCGCAGCCCAACCCCAGGCCAAGGCCUCUACGUUGCUUCCAAAGGAUUCGUUGAAGGUUUAACAAAGGUGCUGGCUGUUGAGCUGCCGCGGAAGUACGGCUGUACGGUCAACGCAAUCGCUCCUGGCCCUGUGGGCACGCAAGCAUUUUUGAACGCGGACAUGGUCCUUGCGGGUGCUUUGGAGCCACUCAUCCAGAUGACGCCUGUUGCUGCUCGUGUGGCUAAGCCUGAGGAAAUUGCAAAUGUGGUGGGCGCGUUGUGCGAGGAGGGGCUUAGCUGGGUGGAUGGCGUAACUAUCAACGUCACAGGUGGCGCUGCUGUUUAG